Heterobasidion irregulare TC 32-1 is the source of this 303-nucleotide messenger RNA. RefSeq lists its product as uncharacterized. The transcript has a single exon. The record is from RefSeq and is a predicted model, not a curated record. The annotation marks the transcript as partial. Lineage: Eukaryota; Fungi; Basidiomycota; Agaricomycetes; Russulales; Bondarzewiaceae.
ACCACCGAAGCCCGAGUAUUAAUCAAUUCAGGAGCAGAAGGGCUUCUCAUUGACAAACAAUUUUGUUUGGACAAUAACAUACUGAUGCAGAAAAUCAACAAACCUAUCCCUGUGUUUAAUGUGGACGGAACAGCCAAUGAUGGAGGAAAAAUCACCGACAAAGCCUGCCUGCUUAUGAGAAUGACAAACAAAGAAGGCGAUUAUCACGACGAACAAUGCAAACUACUGGCCGCUAACCUAGGAGGAGAAAAUAUAAUCCUAGGAACGGAUUGGCUACAUGAACAUAACCCACAAAUCAACUGG